AUGCAGUCUCGGAUGUGGGAGGCCGGACGUGCCUACGCCACCUGCAGACGGUUGAUCCUCACAGUUGAGGGUUGGAAGAGACUGGGACCCAUGGGAUUUGGAUGCAUUGGAGAUGAAACGGGGUGGAUCGCCAGCCAGCGCAUCAUUGUCAUCAUCAUGAUAUUAUUGCGUAGCCAUCAAGCAGAGCCAAAGGACGUUACUGGUCUGAUAGCCACGCCGUCAAUCAGCUUUGGAACCUCCCCACCUGGAUUACCCCGCAGAAACAUCCACCUCAGCUUCUAUCAUAUACCGAUUGGUGUCAUCCUCCAUCGGGGAAAACAAUACUACCUCAGUACCGAUCUGACUGCUACCGGUCAAUCUCCACACAACCGCAGAAGGGGUAACAAACCGAUACUGCUAAGACGGUAUCUAGUGGAUUCCGCAACUGAGUCGAGCGAAUGCUCGGAAUCCAGGGCUGAGACUAUGAUCUGUCACGGGCCAAUGGCCGACCGCAGCCCGGACUGGGAGUCAAGUGAGCAGCUUAUCCGCUGGGUCUGGGGGAGCUUGAUCCAUGGUACAGCGGACGCAGAUGGGAGACUCUUGCUCUUUGCCAUUAAUAACCAUUAUGGCAACACACGUACGCCGUCGGUCGCAUUCACUUGUAGGGAUCCUUUUCGGGGGUCCAAAACUUCGCACCAGUCCGGUCUACAGGGUUGUCUAGAUUGCGAUGGCUGCGAGUUAGGGAGCGAGGAGGGUCUUGUCGGUUGUACGAGAAUUUCGAGAAUAGAAACCCAUCGAAGAGAUGCGCCAAAUGGAAAUGGCCCGACCGUUGAGACGGGGGUCUGGAGUGGCGCUUCGUGGCUGCGGAUACUGUCGUGUGUGGUUCGGAAUGACCUCCCUCCAGAAGGGAUCGAGACCGAAAGAAAAGAAGAAAAGCAAUUCCGCUAUCUAACCCACGGGAAAGUACGAGGUCUGCAUGCUGCGUUGUCUCUGAAUGGAGGGGGGGCCACUGAUGGUUCCUGGGUGAUGAUGACGGCAAUGAUGUUAAUGGCGACCGAUAAUCGUCAGGCCACAACAAAUGAGAGAGCAGAGCAUUCUGAGGAACGAGCCCCUCCGACUAGGAUUAAUCACUGCCCCGUUGCUAGAGUGAAAGAGGGAGCUGGGGGAUAG
Molecule: messenger RNA, 1149 nt
Organism: Aspergillus niger
Lineage: Eukaryota; Fungi; Ascomycota; Eurotiomycetes; Eurotiales; Aspergillaceae
Exons: 8
Coding region: 1-1149 (382 amino acids)
Source: RefSeq, a predicted model, not a curated record